Juglans microcarpa x Juglans regia is the source of this 1706-nucleotide messenger RNA. RefSeq names its product actin-histidine N-methyltransferase. Bases 50 to 1489 code for a protein of 479 amino acids. The record is from RefSeq and is a predicted model, not a curated record. Gene Ontology annotation, molecular function: protein binding; protein-lysine N-methyltransferase activity. Lineage: Eukaryota; Viridiplantae; Streptophyta; Magnoliopsida; Fagales; Juglandaceae. The transcript is spliced from 5 exons. Gene Ontology annotation, biological process: peptidyl-lysine monomethylation.
GAGCUAUAAAUGGGCGUCUGGUCAGCAACUUAAGUGGCUCCGCUCCAACAUGGCUGCAUCAAAGAUGGUAAUGGCCUCGCUAACCCACUGCCGUGCUCUAACGUGCGCGGCCACAACCUCAGCGUCCGCCUCUGGUCCUGCGCGCCUGGUGCCACACCCACCUGACCUUAUCAAGUGGGUCCGGAGGGAAGGUGGGUUCGUACAUCCGGCGGUGAAGAUAGCCGAGGAUGGCACCACGGGUCUUGGACUCGCUGCAUCUGCAGAAAUCCCGAAAGGUUCCAACCUUAUUGCUCUUCCCGACCACGUUCCCUUGAGGUUUGAGUCAGACGUUGGAGAUGGUCUUGACUCUGUUUUGGCCAAUUUGGCUCACCGAGUUCCUGAGGAACUGUGGGCAAUGAAAUUGGGUUUGAAGCUUCUACAAGAAAGAGCAAAGGUUGGAUCCUACUGGUGGCCAUACAUCAGCAAUCUCCCUGAAACUUACAGUGUACCCAUCUUCUUCCCUGGGGAGGAUAUAAAGAACUUGCAGUAUGCUCCUCUUCUUCAUCAGGUAAACAAGAGAUGCCGGUUUCUUCUUGACUUUGAGCAAGAAGUGAGACAUAUUCUUGAGGAUCUGAAACCAGAUGAUCACCCUUUUGGUGGCCAAAUGGUAGAUGCAUCCUCCUUAGGGUGGGCAAUGUCGGCAGUCUCUUCUAGGGCAUUUCGUUUGCACGGUAAAAUGCACCCAGAUGGGACCCACAACUAUGUCCCCAUGAUGCUUCCACUCAUCGAUAUGUGCAACCAUAGCUUCAAUCCAAAUUCCGAAAUAGUUCAGCAGCAAGAUGCUGGGAACUUGAAGAUUCCAAUAAAGGUUGUAGCAGCAAGAGUGAUCAAACAAAAUGAUCCCUUAUUACUUAAUUAUGGCUGUUUAAACAAUGAUCUUUUCCUGCUGGAUUAUGGAUUUGUGAUACACUCCAACCCCUAUGACUGUAUUGAACUCAGAUAUGAUGGAGCUCUUUUGGAUGCUGCAAGCAUGGCUGCUGGAGUUUCUUCGCCCAGCUUCUCAGCUCCAGCUCCGUGGCAGGAAGACAUUUUAUCCCAGCUAAAUUUUUACGGAGAAACUCCUAUUCUCAAGGUAAGCUUGGGAGGUCCAGAGUUAGUAGAUGGCCGAUUUUUGGCAGCCGUAAGAGUACUCCUUGCGAGCGACAUGGAUACAGUGCACAAGCAUGAUUUGAACACACUUGCAUCUUUAUCAGCUGAAGCUCCUCUUGGUAUUGCAAAUGAAGUAGCUGCUUUCCGAACCAUUAUUGCGCUCUGUGUUAUUGCAUUAGGACAUUUCCCCACCAAAAUAAUGGAGGACGAAUCACUAUUGAAAGAGGGUGUCUCAGGUUCAACUGAGUUGGCCAUCCAGUUCAGAAGGCAGAAGAAAUAUAUGAUUAUAGAUGUGAUGAGAGAUCUCACAAGGAGGGUAAAGUUAUUCUCGUCAAAGGAAGAAGCGACGGCACAAGGCUAAUUUAUGAUGAUGGAGUCAUUUUCAAUGUGAUUUGUUGGUGCAGGGAUCUUCACUAUUCCAAAUAUUGGCAUGUAUGUUGUCAUUCUGUUUUUACUGUUUUCAUUCUUGUAUUCGUUUCAGCUAUCUUUCUGCUUUUCGGUUACCUAUCGAUUGUGUUUGUAGAAAAUUUUGACUGGCUAUUCUGGAGACAACUCCUUCAGUUAUCUAUGGUUUUGCA